Naegleria fowleri is the source of this 720-nucleotide messenger RNA. RefSeq lists its product as uncharacterized. Gene Ontology annotation, molecular function: lipid binding. The transcript is spliced from 2 exons. Lineage: Eukaryota; Heterolobosea; Eutetramitea; Acrasida; Naegleriidae. Bases 1 to 720 code for a protein of 239 amino acids. The record is from RefSeq and is a predicted model, not a curated record.
AUGUCACAACAACCCUCUCAUCUCUCCGAUUUUCAAAAAUCUCAAAUUAAAACCAAAUGGAAUGAAGCCUUUUCAAUGGCUUGCUACAUGACGAGUUCAGAAGCAUUACAAGAUGAUCAUCAUACGUUUACCUAUCACGGAACCAAGGAAGAAAUUGAUAUUUAUUAUAAAAAGACAGACACAACGACCAUCAUUCGAGGAGAUACGAUUUGUGAACAAAUUCAACCCGAUGCGUUUUUAGAAGCCUUUGUUUCAUUGGAUUUGAAAGUGAAACAUGAAUUGGAUAGUAAUUCAAAGAGAAUUGAGGUGAUUGAGAAAUGGGAGGAUGAAGAUGGAGUUUGGAAACUCAUGUAUUAUGUCAUUAGUGCAGGAGCAUUUGUUUCUGAUAGAGACUUUAUUUACGUGACAAAAACAUUUAAAAAAGAUAAUGUUACUUACUUUGCCUCUACGAGUUGUCAUGAUCUUGUGGAAUUGCCUUCACACAUGACACCUCAAAAAGGUGCAGUGAGAGCGACCAAUGUUUUCGUGUGUAUGAGAAUGGAAGAGUUAGAAAAUGGUGAUUUGUAUGUGACUUAUGCCACUCAGGCUGAUCCAAAUGGAUGGAUUCCACAUAGUAUUGUGAAUGCAGUGAUUUAUUCGGUGCCAUUAACACUUGCCAAGAAUGCAAAAUUCCAGAAAAGGAAACUUCGAAGAGUUCCAAAUUCACCUUCUCAUCAUUAG